Molecule: messenger RNA, 2080 nt
Organism: Aedes aegypti (yellow fever mosquito)
Lineage: Eukaryota; Metazoa; Arthropoda; Insecta; Diptera; Culicidae
Product: protein zwilch
Exons: 4
Coding region: 128-2032 (634 amino acids)
Biological process (GO): protein localization to kinetochore; mitotic spindle assembly checkpoint signaling
Cellular component (GO): RZZ complex
Source: RefSeq, a predicted model, not a curated record
UCCUCGGGCGCGCCGUCAGUUUUAGCGUUUUCAAACAAACCCAAAACACCAACGGUCGGACGCCGAUUUCGCGAUUCCCGGUUUAGUUUGUGAAUUUCCAAGUUUUCUCGUUCUCCUCUAUUUAAAAAUGCCAGCCGAAUCGGCGAGUUUGGCCAACGUGUACGCCUUUCUACGUGACACAUACGAUUCGGUGGAUUUCCAGCUGGCUCCGGCUCCAACCUACAUCCAAUCGUUGGCCGAUGUCGAAGGAAAGAUUGUGUUCAUCUACAAGCAGGAUGAAAUCCGGAGCGGAGCAAUGCUUUCGGACGGGAACUAUCUGAGCCCCAAGUUGAGCGAUAGCGGGGAUACGGGAAACAGGCUGGACCUUACCGGAUCGCCGCUGAAGGACGAGGUGAAGUUGGAGAGCUUGGACAUGUCCGUCGAUCAGGUCGUGGUUCUGAGUUUGGAGAAUCCCUGGCUCGAGAAGGAGGAAUGUUUCGGGCCGGUUUCGGUCGAGAAGGGAAGGGGAAUUCUGCAGGAAGUGCUGGGGAAGCGGAUGGAAGGUUGUGGCCAACUGUGGGCGCUCUGCGAUGGAAAGGACAUGGACCGGACGCUGUUGAUGCAGAUCGAGUUGAAUGGCGAGCGGAAGUUUGUCCGGGGUGCGGUAAAGCUGCUGGGGUAUUUCCCCGAGAGCCAACUGACCAUGGUCCGGCUGCAGAGGCUGCACGAAGCGAAGGCUGCCGGCUUCUCGAAGGAACUGGAAACCAGCAUAGAGUUAUGGUACAAAAUUCAGUCCCACAUUAGCAUCAAACUUCGCUGGAUAAGCCACUCGCAAAAUCCUUCGUUUUGCAUCAACCAGAAGGCGGACAUUGUCCUCCGGCAGUCGAUUCUGGUGGACGAAACCCAAUCCGUGGCGGAGUACUUCUGGAGCCAGCUGCACUUCCUGGAAACGAUCAAGGACCGGAUUCUGCAGAUUAGAAGCGAAGGGAGGCCCAAUCCGGACGAUGAUAGCUAUGUCGGGUCGUUGGAUGUCAGCGUGAUUAAGGAGAAGACGCACAAGAUUCUGACCGAGUUUUGCGUUGUGGAGUCGACGGAUUACAAACUGGGACAGAUUGACUCGAUUGUGGAACGGGUGAAGAAUCGAACUGCGGUGGACGUUACGGAUCGAUUGUGGAGUGUGCUAAAAUAUUGCGCAUGUUACGAUGAUUUGAAGGAUGUUCUGACGUUCAUUUUCAAAAUCGCAUCUAGGAGUAAUCUGGCAAACAUCCCAAGUAACAACAACCGACUAGCUCAGCUCAUCAAAUCCAUCGCCCAAGGUCGACUGGCCAUUCCAAUUCUGACAGGAUCGGAACCGUUCGAGCUACUGCUGGAAAUCGGUCUGGAAAAGAUCUUCAAGGACUACCAGAUCAUCUUCCACGAGAGCAAAAUUUGCAACCUGGACCUCGAUAGGGUCGGUCGUAACUCGGCUGGGUCCGGUUCGAGAGACGCCUCCCGUGCAUCCAGCAUUCGCAAGUCGAUGUACGAUGCCGUUCCGUCCAAUACCACCCAGAGUCGAAAAACGGCCAUGCUUUCCCGCGCGGGAACCAGUGAGGAUCACGAAGACGAUGGCGUUAUUCGAAAUAGUUACUUCAACGCUGACGAAGCCAACAUGAAGAUCGGAAAGCUGGCCCAGGUCCAUCUGCUGCUGGAGCAUCUCCUGUCCAUCGAGACGCACCUGAAGCUGACCAGCAUCUAUCCGCAGGUGGCCGAGGAGUAUUUCUCGCGACCAACGGUAAGUUUUGAAGAGAUGCGAUCGAAAAAGACGGACAAGCUGGAGAUUCCGAUUCUGAACAAUUCGAUUAUUGAGUUGGUGGAGAAUUCCAGUCCCUACAUCCGGAAAGUGGGAAUGACCAGCCGGAGUAAGUUCCGGACGGUGGAGAGCAUUUUCUACCAGAGCUCGGAACCAAUUUUGCCCACCAAUUUGUUUCCUCAGCUGAAGGCUGAAGGUGGGGAAGUGAAAAAUGCUUAUUGGUGCCUGGAGUAUACCAAGAUUAGUAAUAAUUGGAGCAUGUGAAUAUUUCGUAGAUAUUUUAAAUGUAAGAGUGUGUAUAUUUUAUAAAAA